This is a messenger RNA of Symbiodinium natans, 3699 nucleotides long. NCBI's taxonomy places the organism in Eukaryota, Dinophyceae, Suessiales, Symbiodiniaceae. The record is from the annotation of a GenBank genome assembly.
AUGGAUGUCCGCAGCUCGACAACGCCUGCAGCCUCUCGACACCCGGAAGGAGGCGCUCAUCGCAAGAUCAAGGAUGCCUGGAGAGGGCUGCAGGCGGAGGUUGACGGUGCCAUCGACCAAGGUACUUUCAAGGCUCUCCGCAAGGCCACAGUGGUGCUGCGAAAGGCACCAUGGGAGCAGGCGUUUACGCUUCUUGACCGCUUGGCAACAAGGUCGGUACCUCCAGAUGUCUUCUGCUACAGCGCAGCAGUCGCUGCAUGCUCAGGAGGUGGGCAGUGGCGCGUGUCCGCAGAGCUCCUCCGGCGCAUGCAGGAGGAGACUAUUGCUCCAAACGAGAGGACGUACUCUGCAGCAAUCAGCGCUUGCGAUAAAGCUCGUCAGUGGCCCGCCGCUGUGGCGCUGCUUCGUGAGGCGGCGCACCUCAACCUGGCGCAAGGCUACUGCUACAAUGCAGCCAUCAGCGCCUGUGAGAAAGGUGGCCAGUGGAUCACCGCGCUGGAGCUGUUCCGCGAGAUGAGGGCCCUGAGCCUGGAGCUGGAUGCCUUCUCCUUCGCCGCAGCUUCCUCCGCUUGUGAGAAGGGGUCUGCGUGGCGAUCUUCCCUGCAGCUGCACCAGCUCCUCUUUCAAGUCGGCGUGCAGCCAAACGUCGUUACCUUCAGUUCCACCCUUGCGGCCGCAGCAGCUGCACCCUGGCCAAUGGCGCUGGAGCUGCUUUCAGAGAUGCAGAGCUGCCGCGUCACGCCGAGCAUUAUCAGUUACAAUGCCGCGGUUCAUGCCUGUGAGCAAGGAGCCGCAGGCCGCGUGGCACUGGACCUCGUGCAAGAGGCGCGCAGUCUUCACCUGGCAGCCGACGCAAAAUUCAUCGGGGUCGCCCUCGCAGCUUGCAGGCGCGGCGGCUUCUGGGAGGAGGCCGCGCUGUUGUGGCACAGCCUCGCCAAGCAGGAGCCCAUCGGCGAAGAUCUUGCAAGUUGCCGCUUCGCCAUCCAGGCCUGUGAGGGUACCGUGGCUGGUGUGGCUUUGUGCGCCGAACUGCGGAAGCGGCUUUGCAGGGCAGUGGAAGGGGGCGCAGGCCUCGAUCAGGCCUUUGGCAGCGCCGACGAGCUGCUUGAGUCCGGACAGCUGACGGCCGCUGUUCGGGCCUGCCUGGGGCGGCGUACAGCUGCAGCCCGCGGCCGGCUGAUGGCCUUGGCAGGAGUGCGCCAGCGGCCACAAAUGGGCGUCGUGCCAGAUCCUGGCUCAGACCGAGAGCAAGGCACUUGGCGCCUGCACGAGCCGCUGCUCGAGUUGCAGCCAAGCCUAGGCGCCGCCUGCACGACCGAGGUCUUGGCAGGCUCCCUCAAGCUCGCUUCUUCUGGGACCUGGCGCGGCUUUGCCCGGCGCGCGUCUCGCCGCGAACUGCACGAAGCGCUGCCAGACGAGGACCAGGACCUCGAUGUCAGCAGCCAGUGCAUUGUUGCCUGGUUGGCUGUCAAUGUGGCCGCAUCAGGCUUCCACAACGGCAAUCAGAUCCCGGGCCGCUGCGUGGCGUUCGGUGCCGACUGGGCGAAGGAUGCUGGUAGCUCCGCCUUGGAACAGCGUUUGCUUCCAGUCUUCCGGGAGCACGACCGGUCACAGCAUGCCGAGCGGAUGGCUUUGCUGUCCGUGGCGGCAAGCGCAGCCAGCAAGAACCGCCCUUCGAGGCCAAAUGGUCAGGAGCGCGCCGCUGAUUGGAUGACCACAACCUUCGGCGCUGUGCGGCUGUAUGCAAGUCACACUCUCUGCAUUUCCUGCCUCGCGGUCUGCUGCCAGUUCCGCCGACUUCUCCCCGGGGUGUCGCUGAAGGCCCAACCGGAUUUUCCGCUGAAGUGCAGUCCAAAGUCUCAAUACAAGAUUGCAGCCGAACUCGUCAUCACUUUCCCAGCCUGGGCAAGCUGCCAAGAGUUUCAAAGCAGAGCAAUGCUGCCGAGCUUCGAGAGAGCUGAUCUGGUGGAUGACUGCCGCCGCGUCUUCAGCGCCCGCGGCGUCGCCAAGGAGGACUCGGAGAGCGCCGGGCACACGUAUUGGCUCUCGGCUGGCACUGAGCCCCGCUGCGCCCUGGAACAGCUGGUUGCCGAAAUUUCUGCGUGGCACCAGCAAAGGCUGGGGCUCGAGGUGCUGGGCAGCGAAUGGUGGACUCUGUGGCUGGAUGGCGAAGAUGAUGACGUCGGCUGGCACUGGGACGCUGACUACGAAGCUCGAGAGCGGGGAGACGUGCGGCAUCCUCUUCUGGGUACCGUGACCUACCUUGAGGCUGGCGGCAGUGUUGCACCCACUGCGGUCCUGGAAGAUUGUUUCGAGGCUGAACUUCUUGCAGGACAUGGUGCUAUGGUAGCAACCGCCCAUCUGAGCCUUCCAGUUCCCGGAAAGCACAUUUGCUUUGAUGGACGGCUGCUGCACGCCGCUCCUGCGCAGCUACGGGAGAUUUUCCGCACUGCGCCGGCGGAUGACCAGGGUCGUGCGAAAUCUAAGCGAAGGAAGCCAUCACGCACUACCCUGCUGGUCAAUAUCUGGCAGGACCAUCGGCCCAAGGAUCCUCGUCCAUUGGCGAAGGAGGUGGCAGGCAGACUGACUCCUGCGGUGCUCAUGUCCCCAUUCUCCCUGGGAUGCGAUGAUGCUGCGGAGCCUCUAGAACUGCGAGUGGGUCGUGGAAUGCAGGCGAAGGAGAUUUCCUGGAACUUCGGGGAGGACGACUUAAUGUCGGUCUCUCUACCCAUACCUGGAGGUGCAGACGUAGCAGCGGACUCGAUCGCACUUCGCUUCACCGACGGACGGCGAUGGCCUGCGAUUCCGCAGAACGCGGAGAGCAACUUCUGCGUCCGUAGCUGGUUUCGCGUGGCGAACGUGACUCCCAUUGCUGCCGGCCGUUGUGGGAUUAGACAUCUCGGGGGCAACGUUGCAUUUGCUUCAGGGAGUGGGAAGAGGCCGGGGAGUGAAACUGCGCACCUCAUUCCCAGGAGCGCCCGCAACAAGGAGGUUCAACUUGCCAGUGACGCGUCCCAUGAAGAGACGCCCCGUAAAGAGCGGCAGUCUUGGUGGAAAGCGGCUUCUGUCGACCAGAUGAAAGACGACGGGAACAGUUCGCCGCUGCGCUCACCCCGAGCGCGCAGGGAGGGUAAACAGGCUAUGGGGUCGCAGCGGAGCAUAGCAGACAUUGGUUCAGAAGGCAUGCUAUUCUUCUCCCCUCCAACUCGGUGUCCACAGGAGCAUCGGUUUGACGCGCCGACGGGAGUGACCCGUCGACGCUCAAGCCCAGUUCCGGUAUCGAAGGCCACCCGGGAGUCACGUGAAACGUGCCGAUACUUCUGCGACCCCCCUUAUAGACAGAGGCGACCCUCGACGGACAGACCUUGGCAGGAUUUUCCAGCUGCUGGGCAUGCGACGCAACACCACAGGCGUUUCGACACACCUGCGGGUGAGGAAGCACUGAUGGGGCGUGCACGUUCACAGACUCCGGACUAUCACCAACGUUAUGCGCAGAAUGCUGCAGGUACUUCACUGCCCGGCUGCAGCAGAGUCCAGGUAGCACUCGCAGCCGAAAGUCCUCGCAGUAUGCGCUCGCUGCAGUGCAGCGGCUUCAGUUCCUCCAAUGCUCUGCAGCCUUCUCGGCAAAGCCAGGUGGCCUGUCAUUUCAGCUCUGCCGAUGGCCUGUGGUUCUCGUCGAAGAGACCUUUGCACAAGCAG